This is a messenger RNA of Bursaphelenchus xylophilus (pine wood nematode), 295 nucleotides long. Lineage: Eukaryota; Metazoa; Nematoda; Chromadorea; Rhabditida; Aphelenchoididae. The record is from the annotation of a GenBank genome assembly.
AUGCUUUGGUUCUUGUUGGUGGGAUAUGUGCCUGGAAUGAUGGCCAGUCUUUUGUAUGUGGACAGUGAUUCGAAGUGUGUCAGAGAACUAUGCCCUGGGGCAGAUUACUUUCAUUAUUACAACUGCAACGGAAGCAGAUGUGAUUUCCAUCUUCAGGUAUCAUAUUUUUUAGAAUUGCGAUUAAUUAUUAUUUCAGCCGUGGUUGUUUGCAGUGGUUGCAUUAAUUGUAAUAUCAUUCCUACUGUCAGUUGUGUGCACAUUACUGAACUGCAUUUGUUGCACAGACAGACGCUGA